AUGGUCACCACAACCCCUGGCGCUCCUAGACUCUCUCAAGCCACCAAAACCUUCCUCAAGAACUUCUUCGAUCGACUAACCCAAGAGAACCUCGAAGACGUCUUGGUAGUCCUCCCUCACUAUGAAAAACAGCGGAUAGAAGUCCACGACACCGCUUCCGCUCCCGUCAAGCUCUUCGUUGGACGCCACCACGGUCUACUCUUCGCAUGCCCCGACGGUACAAUGCACACGCUGACCUUGUACAAUGGCCAAAUCCGCUCAGUGACUAGAGAGAGCGACAUGAUGAUGUUCGCCUCAUCCUUCGUAGCAUGCGAGCCUUUCAAUCGCGUAGAUGAAAUGCGUCUCGGGCUCCGAGGUAGUCCGAUGGAGCCUAUGUCCCUCGCUCUAGUGCAGCUGUAUUGUCUCGUGUUCGCCAUCGCAGAGCGGGACGCCGACUUGGAUCUCCCGCUUCCUAAGCUCAAGGACUUGGUGCGCGCGCUCAGGGCACUCGGCAACGUCGAGGAGGUCGCGGAGAGCGUGAGGCAUCUUCGGGGCAUCCUCCAGGAUAAUAGGGAUCCGCGCAGCUUCGUGGUCCUGGGGUUGAACGUGGACGUGACGGGCUCGGACGUGGCGGGCUCGGAAGGUGUGUUUAGUCCACGCACAUGCCCCGCGGAGCUCCGUACUUACUCCCAUCUAGAAGACGAGCAUACACCCACCGAGAGCCUUACUAGCUCUACGCUUCCGCAUACGCCCCUAGCUCCGGGUAGUACUUCUACAGCUCAACCAGCGGAUAUGGACCCUUCACCUACUCCAUCUCUUGCCAAACGCUCGGGUUCUAGCCCGAAGACUAAGGUAGGAACUCCUGCUCUCUCCCGAGACUCCACCCGGUCGGGGCCCGACUCCACUCCUCCUCUGGAACUAGAUAGCGAGAGCACGGACGACGACGUGGAAGCCCGCCUGACCGCUCGUUCUCUAGAAUUUCUACCGGGCAAAAAGGGACCCGCAGUACCAGUCUGCUCGACGGCUCCUUCGAUUCACAUAUCAAGCGGGACGCUGAAAGCGCUCGAGGAUGACGUUGGCGACACGCUCCUUGAACACCUACCGACCCUGAGCGGCGUUAACUUCGCAGCACACGGGAAAGGCCAGGAGUAUUUACAUCUCCGCCUCAAGCUUGGAACCUACGCCGAUAAACACGGGCCCCAUUCGGCUUGGAAAGUAUGGGCGUAUCUCAAGCCGACCAGCCACGCCAACAAAGCGCCCUCACUCUACAUAGAGACGGGCUCCGGGACCCGGGCUGAACAUCUUGCCGCGGACGUGCUUCUCACAUACGCGGAGUCUGGACAAGUGCAGUUGCGCUUUCCGUUCGACCGUGUCCGGAAUGUAGACGAGCUGAAGGCUAUAGUGAAGUACUACUUCCUGCAUGCGGCGAAGGAUAAGCUGCGUGGGUUCGAGAACCAUAUGAUUCCGUGGAAUAAGACCUUCGGCAACGACAUGAGGGAGAUCUGUAGGCGGGUCGAAGCCGCUCCAUCCGAGCGACUUGCCGACCUUCUCCACGACGAACCAGCAGCCGAAUCGGUCGGUAAUAUGUCUGCGCAUGCGGCACUGGGUAGAGAAGCAAACGGUGUGUCCGCUUCAAGCAAAGGAAAGAUGCGUGUCCGAAUCGGUGUCUCCGUCGACCGGGGGAGGUCAGUCCUUGGGGAGACAAGCGGCAAUACAAUGGCCACGAGUUCUCGGCCGACAUGGAACAGCCAGCAGGCCGCCCAGAAUGCAAAGAAAACUGGGCUCACCAAGCUGCCUGACUCCUUCAUUGAGACCGUCGUCGGUGACGGCUCCUUUCGAGCCACAAACGCUCCUAGGCCAAAGAAGCGAACUAGCCAAGGAAACCGAACGUCGCUCCGUGCCACACCGAAUUCAGGCCUCGAUGACGACACGACUGCCCUGGGUUACAACCGCGACGGGAGUGCAGUUGAGGCUGGGGCAGCGGUCGGCAACGAGGCAGUCUCAGGCAGCAUCAGCGAGAGCGAUGAGAGCUCGAUCUACUACGACGAAUCAGACAGCGAAGCCUCUCGCAAGGUACAGAAACGCCUUCCUACCCAUUUGUCCCGGAACGCACCGCGCUCUGAGCGCCGCAGCGCGGGUAACCAAUCCCCGAACGACGCCAACAACUCUCGUCUCUCUAGCCGCAAGAAGGGCAAGGAGAAGGAGAGUCGCCGUGCAUACCGCCGCAACGGGCGUCCACGGCGUCGCGAAAUGAGCCACAUCCUCUCCAAGUGGCGCGGCGCGAUCAGGAAGCAGACCGCAGAGGUGUCCAAGGCCAAGAACGUCGCCCGGGCUGUUGGCAACAAACUCCUGAGGACUGCUAUCGCGUCCAGCAAAGCCCAUAGAGCCUUGUUUAGACAUGUCGACAAGCUGUGCGAGAUGAUAGAGGGGUCAACUAACCAGUUCCUAGACUUGCUCCAGAGGGAGCAGCAGGUGCGACCGGCGUCUAGCACAGUGGAGGGCUGA
This is a messenger RNA of Trematosphaeria pertusa, 2484 nucleotides long. RefSeq lists its product as uncharacterized. Bases 1 to 2484 code for a protein of 827 amino acids. The record is from RefSeq and is a predicted model, not a curated record. The transcript has a single exon. NCBI's taxonomy places the organism in Eukaryota, Fungi, Ascomycota, Dothideomycetes, Pleosporales, Trematosphaeriaceae.